Messenger RNA from Striga asiatica, 3033 nucleotides. The record is from the annotation of a GenBank genome assembly. Lineage: Eukaryota; Viridiplantae; Streptophyta; Magnoliopsida; Lamiales; Orobanchaceae.
GUACGUGCAUAAUGACAGGAAUGCUCCUGAGCUGAGUUUGCCUCUCUCAUAAGCUCUAUAUUAGCUUUCACUUCUCCAAGUUGCAGUGUACAAAUGAAAAUGAAAAAAAAUUGUUCUCACGAUUAAUAGAUAACGCCGGAGCCGCUCGUUCCGAUCAAUCAAUUUCCGGCCGGCGUUGAGCUGUAUUUCGAAGCUCCUUUGACACAUGCAAUUUUCGAAAUGGAAUCCAAGGGACAUUCUGGAGAAUCGGAUGUUAAUGGGCCCUCGUCGACCAAUAGGAAUGAUGCCGCAUCAAAACCCGACGAGAUUCUCAAGAACCUUCAGGGCGUCGCUUACAUCUACAGACGAGAUGUCGUGAGAAGAAAAACUAGCCCCAGGAUUGGUAUAGUGGCAGAAGUCGCCAGAGAAUCGGAUUCUGAUGUCAGCAUGUCCGAUGAUGACGAUGAAGAUGAGGAUGAUGAUGAAGAAGACGAUGAGUCUAACAAGGAUGCUGAAGUGGACAAAAGCAGGAUUGCAGGCGAGGAGGAUGGCUCAGAGGAUAAUGACGAUAAUACCCCCAAUCCCGGCCCACUUGCGGCUGACCAGGUCAGGGUGCUCUGGAUGGAUGGGCCUGAGACGAUUGAGAACGCCAACAAUGUGAAAGUCAUCGACAGACGAUUCUUGCACGGUGACUAUGUGGCUGCUGCCUCUAACCCAACGGCCCAGAUAGGCAUCGUGGUUGAUGUUGAUUUCACUGUUGAUCUAUUAACGCACGACGGGUCAAUUCUGAAAAACAAGCCGUGCAGAGAGUUGAGGCGCAUUAGAGAUAUUAUUGUGGGUGAUCAUGUGGUGUUGGGACCAUGGCUGGGUAGAGUUGAAGUUGUUUUUGAUAAUGUGACUGUCCAGUUGGACGAUGGUUCGGCUUGCAGAAGUUUCAUUGAUGACGGCCAUUUCACGUGUUACCCGGGACAACGAGUCAAGGCAAGCUCGUCAUCGGUUUUCAAAAACUCGAGGUGGCUGUCCGGAAUGUGGAAAGCCAACCGGUUAGAAGGCACAGUCACGAAAGUUACUGUGGGGUCGGUUUUCGUUUACUGGAUUGCUUCUGCUGGGUAUGGGCCGGAUUCGGGCUCAACUCCCGACGAAGAGCAGGCUCCAAAGAAUCUAAAGUUGUUGACAUGUUUCGCGCAUUUAAGCUGGCUGAUGGGGGAUUGGUGUAUGCUUCCAUUAUCCGAGGGAUCGUCCAAGUUAGAUUCUAAUGGUAGUGUUCAGGAUGAACGUGAAUCGACCGAAAUGGAGUUGGGUGGGGAUACUAAGCUGAGGGGAAACAGUUCCGAGGCUUCAAUGGGAAAAAAUGCUGAAAAUAAUUCCAAUUUGAGUUCGAAGGAAGCUGUGCAUUACACGUGGCCUCUCCAUCGUAAAAAGAUCCGGAAAGUGGUGGUCAGAAAGGACAAGAAAUCACGGAAGAAAGCAGAGGAUUUCGAACGAGCGCUCUUGAUUAUCAAUACUUACACAAAAGUUGACGUUGCCUGGCAGGAUGGCUCGAUAAAACGAGGCCUGGACAGCGCAUCCUUAAUCCCCACGUAUAGUCCUGGGAAUCAUGAAUUUGUUUUUGAGCAGUAUGUGGUGGAGAAAGCAGCUGAUAGUGAUGAUGCUUUUGAGACCAGACGAGUUGGGUUUGUAAAAAGUGUCAGUGCAAAGGAUAGAACGGCUUGUAUCAGGUGGUUGAAGCCCGUAGCCAGGGCUGAGGAUCCUCGGGAAUUCGACAAAGAGGAAAUGGUGAGUGUGUAUGAGCUUGAGAGGCAUCCCGACUAUGGUUAUUGCUAUGGAGAUAUAGUUGUUGGGCUGUCACCUAUUUCUUUACCAGACAAGAUGAAUUCUUUUGUGCACUCUGUUGAGAACCCAAUACUUAGUUCAGAUGAUGCGGAGAGUGGGAAGGAAAGGAAUGCAGAGAAUGGUAAUGACAUGUCUACUGGAUUUUCUGAUCUCUCUUGGGUCGGGGUCAUCACGGGGCUGAAAAAUGGUGAUAUAGAAGUCACAUGGGCUGACGGGAUGAUAUCUAUCGUAAUUUUUCUGCCACCUUUUGGGAGUGAUGGUAGCGAUGGUGGGGCUAGCUGGGAAACUGUCGAAGAUGACAUGAAUAAUGCUGAGGAACACGAGACAGGCAAUGCUGGUGCCAUGAGGUCCGAUGUUGAAAGUAACAAUAUUGGUGCAGAAAAUUCUGGAAAAAAUGGGGCUCUCUCGAUUCCUCUAGCUGCAAUUGGUUUUGUCAUCAGCCUAGCACCAGAAAUAUUUUCUAGGGGAAGAAAGCACUCGGAUGGAGAUGAUCUUCAAUCGGAUGAUUCGACCUUAGAUCAAGAUCACGAUAGUGAAUCCAUUUCUCGAAUACCUAAUGAUACUGAAAGUCAACUUUCUAAUCCCAUCACUAAUUCUAAGGGAGAGGGGCAAGAUAUUGCUGACUCCUCUGAUUUAGUUGCUGAGACUCUUUGCAAACUAAAGCUAUCACAGUCUGAUGCACCAACACGUGAAGAAUUUAUUUCAAAAUUCAAAGGAUUUGAUAUUGUUGAGACCCUGUUGAUCAUUAUUUUCUUGGUACACCGGGACAGGAAGUGGCUCAAGAAAGUUCAAUGGGAUUGGGACAUUCUUCAAAAUAACCUGCCUGAGGCCAUAUAUGUACGUGUCUAUGAAGAUAGAAUGGAUCUUUUGAGAGCUGUGAUAGUUGGAGCUUAUGGGACGCCUUAUCAGGAUGGUCUUUUCUUCUUUGAUUUUCUACUUCCACAAGAAUAUCCAGAUGUUCCGCCUAACUUUGAAGAACUCGUGACCGAGCAUUUCAGGAAGAGGGGUCCUUAUGUUCUUAAGGCAUGUGAUGCGUAUAUGAAGGGUCACCUGAUUGGUUCGCUGACAAAAGACGGUUCUAGCGGUGAUGGGAAUACCAAAUCGAAUUCAGUUGGUUUCAAGCUAAUGCUUGUUAAAGUUGUACCAAAACUCUUUGCUGCUUUGAAGGAUAUUGGUGCUGAUUGCCAGGAAUUCGAGCAUUUGAAUCGGAUUUCGUUAUAG